Marmota flaviventris (yellow-bellied marmot) is the source of this 6866-nucleotide messenger RNA. The record is from RefSeq and is a predicted model, not a curated record. Lineage: Eukaryota; Metazoa; Chordata; Mammalia; Rodentia; Sciuridae.
AUGCCUUCCUUCCUUGGCUUAAAGUGUCUGGGGAGACUGUGCCUCUCUGAGAAAAGCAAAGUCGCUUCAUCUGAGAGAAGCAAUACCAGGGGCUCUUUCAGAAGGAGACUGAUUGUCCAGGACCUGAGUGUCCCUGGGAUGCCCUACUCUGCUCACAGGCAAGCCACCAUUGCCUAUUUGUUGUUUCUGUAUCCCAAGGACCGUGGCCCACCUGAGCACGGGUUGAACAGCUGUGAUCCUUUUGUGGCCCACCCGCAGGACCCUCACCACCCAUCAGAGAAGCCUGUCAUUCACUGCCAUAAAUGUGGGGAGCCGUGCAAGGGCGAAGUGCUCCGGGUCCAGACCAGACAUUUCCACAUCAAAUGUUUUACCUGCAAAGUGUGUGGCUGUGACCUGGCCCAAGGGGGCUUCUUCAUAAAGAACGGGGAGUACCUCUGCACCCUGGACUACCAGCGGAUGUACGGGACACGCUGCCAUGGCUGUGGGGAGUUCGUGGAGGGCGAGGUGGUGACUGCCCUGGGCAAGACCUACCAUCCCAACUGCUUUGCUUGUACAAUCUGCAAGCGCCCGUUUCCGCCUGGAGAUCGAGUCACGUUCAAUGGGAGAGACUGCCUUUGUCAACUGUGUGCACAGCCGAUGUCUUCCAGCCCCAGUGAAGCCACCUGCUCCGGCAACUGCGCUGGCUGCGGAAGAGACAUCAAGAAUGGGCAGGCGCUGUUGGCGCUAGACAAGCAGUGGCACUUGGGGUGCUUCAAAUGCAAGUCCUGCGGGAAGGUCCUCACUGGGGAGUACAUCAGCAAAGAUGGUGCUCCAUACUGUGAAAAGGACUACCAGGGGCUCUUUGGUGUGAAAUGUGAAGCUUGUCAACAGUUUAUCACAGGGAAAGUCCUGGAGGCAGGUGACAAACAUUAUCACCCCAGCUGUGCACGAUGCAGCAGAUGCAACCAGAUGUUCACAGAAGGAGAAGAGAUGUAUCUUCAAGGGUCCACCGUUUGGCAUCCCGACUGUAAGCAAUCUACCAAGACAGAGGAAAAACUGCGGCCACCAAACAUCUACCGCUCUUCCUCUGAUUUCUUUUAUCCCAAAAGUCUGAUUCGCCGCACAGGACGGACUCCAUCUCUGCAGCAGUUGGCACCACCCCGUCUGAACACCAACCAAAGCCCAAGUCAGCCGACCAGGACCUCUUCAGAAAGUAUUUAUUCCAGACCAGGAUCCAGCAUCCCUGGCUCACCAGGUCACACUAUCUAUGCAAAAGUAGACAACGAAAUCCUGGAUUACAAGGAUUUAGCCGCCAUCCCCAAGGUCAAGGCAAUUUAUGACAUUGAACGUCCUGAUCUCAUUACCUAUGAGCCUUUCUACACCUCGGGCUAUGAUGACAAGCAGGAGAGACAGAGCCUUGGAGAGUCUCCAAGGACUUUGUCUCCUACUCCAUCAGCAGAAGGCUACCAGGACAUUCGGGAUCGGGUGAUCCAUCGAUCCACCAGCCAGGGCUCCAUCAACUCCCCUGUAUACAGCCGCCACAGUUACACUCCAACCACUUCGCGCUCUCCCCAGCAUUUCCACAGACCUGAGCUUUUGUCUCCUGGUGUGCAGAGGGUGUCCCACCCGCGCACCAGCAGUUUCAGCUCCACCCACAGCGACUCCCGCCCCAACCCCCCCUUCCGACACCACUUCCUUCCCCAUGUCAAAGGCAAUGAGCCGUCCAGCGGCCGGAACUCCCCUCUCCCUUACCGGCCCGACAGCCGCCCUCUAACUCCAACUUACGCUCAGGCCCCUAAACAUUUCCAUGUUCCAGAUCAAGGGAUCAACAUUUACCGAAAACCACCCAUCUACAAACAGCAUGCUGCUUUGGCAGCCCAGAGCAAGUCCUCAGAAGAUAUCAUCAAGUUUUCCAAGUUCCCAGCAGCCCAGGCGCCAGACCCCAGCGAGAUACCAAAGAUUGAGACAGACCACUGGCCUGGUCCCCCCUCACUUGCCGCCGUAGGAACUGACAUGAGACGCAGAUCUAGUGGCAGAGAGGAAGAUGAGGAGGAACUCCUGAGACGCCGGCAGCUUCAAGAAGAGCAGUUAAUGAAGCUUAAUUCAGGCCUAGGGCAGUUGAUACUGAAGGAAGAGAUGGAGAAGGAGAGCCGGGAGAGAGCAUCCUUGUUAGCCAGCCGCUACGAUUCUCCUGUCCACUCAGCUUCCUAUGCUCCAUCAUCUAAAACCUCAUCUCUUCCUGGCUAUGGAAAAAACGGGCUUCACCGGCCUGUUUCCACAGACUUUGCUCAGUAUGACAGCUACGGAGAUGUCAGCGGGGGAGUGCGAGAUUACCAGACCCUCCCGGAUGGCCACAUGCCUGCAAUGAGAAUGGACCGGGGCGUGUCCAUGCCCAACAUGUUGGAACCAAAGAUAUUUCCAUAUGAAAUGCUCAUGGUGACCAACAGAGGGCGCAACAAAAUCCUAAGAGAUGUGGACAGAACCCGGCUGGAGCGCCACUUGGCCCCGGAAGUGUUUCGGGAAAUCUUUGGGAUGUCCAUACAGGAGUUUGACAAGUUACCUCUUUGGAGACGCAACGACAUGAAGAAAAAAGCAAGACUCUUCUAAGUCCCACACAUAAACGGCAGUUAGAAAAAGGACUGGCAGCGGGGCAAGGCUUACCGUGUUACACUAAGGCCCAGACUUGAUUGGAGAAUUUAUAGACUGCCAUCCCUCAGCCACGACAAAAAGGGAAAUUCUGGUCCCAACACCCAUGAGCCAAACACUGGGCCAACCCACAGUAACACUUGCCAAGCAGCCAUGGGUAGAAAUUUCUAUGUUUCCAAAAUCAGCAGUAGUGUCCACAUGUGACCUUUUCUCAUGACCUCGUGUCCACAACAGGAGCUUCUUUCUUUCUCCUUCUGUUUUCCUUUAACUGUUGUCCACCCUAGUGCUGACUGUAGUGGUAAGAGCCAGCAAGUGCCCUUAGAAUGCCGCACAGCAAGAAACAGUUGUACUAAUUCCAAAGGAUGAAUAUAUUUAUUACGUAGCACUGUGCUAAGCAGGAGUCUGAGGAACGGGGCCAUGUGGUAGCAGCAGUUGUGCGCAGCUUUUCCUUGCCAGCCUCUAGAAGCUCUGUCUGGGCUCUGGCAAGAACAGAAAUCAGGGAACCAGGCAGGUCUGAUCGAGUCUGAAUAUCAGCAAAAAGUGAUUUUUAACAAGCUCCUUAUUCUCUUUGUUUGCUGGGACCUGGUUGGCAAAUUGCUUAGCCAUUACUAGAAUUUUUUGAAAGAGGAAAGAAAGGAAAAGGAAAAGGAAUGAAGGAAACCCUCCCUGAACUCUUUUUCUGCUUCAAAUAGUGUAAUGAUUCUUGCUUCUCACCAAGGACAGGAGGUGGCCUGGGCUCCACCUUCACAAAGAAAGGAAAGACAAGAAUUGUCUUCUGACUGGCCCAGUUGCAUGCAGCGAGGUGAUUUUUGUCCAUGGGUCAUAUCCCUCUUAGCAAAAACAAAAACAAAAACAAAAAAAUCCAUGUUCUGCCCCAAAUGCAACUUCUCAUGCUCAGUGUCCCCUAUAAACCGUCUGGCAUCCUCUGAAUCCAAUCAAACCCAUGCUGAUUUUGCUUUUUAAGGUCUUUUCAGUAGUAAGUUAAGGAAAGGCAUGUUUUCCUCUUAAAUAUCUGCAACUCCAAAGUAGAUUACAUCCAAUCAAUUUAAUUUGGCCUUCUCAGCUUUCCUUGUUGUUUGGCACUGUUAACUUCAGUGUGAGUGUGUGCACGUGCGUGCCUGUGCGUGGAUGCACGCUUAACUCACCCAGGGCAGUUCUGUGAGUCUGCAUGUGCUUUUUAAUUUCUGCUUGAAUGUUUGUCACACUGCGCUGCUGCUUCUAAGGGAUAUUUGGUACAAGUGCAUGUGACUCAAAGAUCAAGAGUGAGGCUAAGCUGUGCCCUCAACAUUGCCUCCUUCAUGGGUGAGUGUUGGUGCUUAGAAGCCAGCACUCAGGCUAAGGUAGCUCAUGGGGCUGCAGACCACGCAGGUGGGAAGGGCUGGUUUGGAGCUCAAAGCAUCCUGCCAGGGUCCUCAUACUCUGCAACUGUCAAUUCAAAUUGGAGCCUAGCCUCAGCACAAUGUUUGGCCUGCUUCUUGCUUUGCCCUGGCAGAGUAUAGGGGUGGGACUGUGGUAUAUUUGUAGUGUCUCCCUACCAGUCAUUAACAGUGGUGACCAAGUGGAUCCCAGCACUCAGCUGGUGGAGAGACUAGUGGAGUCAAUGAAAGACCCACCAUGUCUGUCAUUGAUAAUGAGUCAUCACUCAUGAACAUUCAGGUCAAGUGCCAGUAUGAGAAAAGGUAUUUGGAAACCUGGGCACAAUUAGGUGGUUUUCUAUAUUUUCCAUCUCUUGGUCCACAUGAAAGAGGGCUUGGCUCUGUCAUGAAAGAGGGAAAUUAGACUCCUCCUCUUUAUGUUAGAGACCCAGAGUCAAAGGCCCUACAGUUGCAAUAAUUAAAAAACUGAACCCUAAAUUCUGCUCCCAGUAGUGACACCCUGCUCUUUUGUAAUUGCUGAAUUCAGUUCUGCAUCCAACUUGAAAAACAGAAAGCUUCUUUCCAUACCAAGCAUACUAAUUCACUUAAAGUGUACCCUUCAAAGAUAAAUUACUAGAAAAUAACAGUAGCCUCUUGCCUGUCCUUGGCUACUAGAAACCCUUGGAGUAGCUCCUCUACACCAUUCCCUAGCAGAAGGUUCCAGAUGGAAAGAUGGCUUGGGGGCAGCCUAGUUCUAACUGCCAGAUCUGCUGUGAGGGCUACAAUGCCUUAUCCAUUUUUGUUAAACUGGGUGCAGCAUGCCUGAUCUUGAAGUGUCCAGGACACAGACAAUAGAUGGAUGUUCUCCAUUUAACCCUGUGCUGGACCGCACGGGAAAAUUCCAACUGCUAACACAAAGUUCAUCUCUAGAAAAGGAAUUAUAUACCUGGCAAGCUUGGUGCAUAUCUUAAGGGCUACUUUUUUGAGCAUUUGACUUGUGACUUUGAAGCGCAUACUGAUUGCACGAAGUAGAAGAGGUCUCUAUGACAAUAUGAGUCAGUGCUUCCUUUAAAAUUUCUUCCAGAGAGCUCAGGCCAUCACAAAGUCUUCCUGUGUGAUUUAUUAGGAGAUUUGAAGAGCAGUUGGAAACAUAUACAGCUAGCCAUGCAUCUCCAUUUUGGUUUGGGGUUUGUUAUUAAAUGUUUUUAACGUGACUUCUUCAAUAACUAAACAUAAGCUGCCUGUUCUCUGAAAUCUCAGAGAGAGAAACUAGAAUUAAUGAGUAUCAAGGUGCAGGGAUGGGGGUGAUUUUCUACCUGUACUCUCUGUUCUCCCCUGACCCGAAAUCCAGGGCCUCCCAGCUGAGGCUCCUCUUCUGAAGCACAGGCUGUUGUAGUUCUGUUUUCAACCUUGGUCUCCUCCAUCUCAGCCUGGGAAAGCCCAGCUGGUAACAUUUCUAAAACUCUCACCUAAUAUUUUUACACUUUGAAGCAGACAUCUUUUCCUAAGAAUUGCUUCUGAGAUGAUGAUAUAAAAUAUAUGUGCUUUCGCAAAUUUAAAAGAGUUUAAAUUAACCACUCUCGACUAAGUAAGUCUCUCUAACGAUUGUGUACAGCAGAUUUGGUGUGGUUCUGGGGCGUGCGGCAGGGGCAGGGACAGUUCCAGGUUGUGCCCUAACAGAUCCCUGCUUCUGAUUGUCCUGAAAGAUGGUGGAAGGGAAUGAACUCUGUCCCAUCAACCCUUCUGUGUCCUCUGAAGCAAGCACAGAUUUAUAAAUCACUUCAUUUGUAUUUCUGGUAGCUAUUUAAUCUGUACUUCAUAUUGCCAGCCCUGAUUUUAUUUUAUUUUUAAAGUUAUUCUUCUUCUGAUGAACCAAGUGUUGGUAUACCUUUAAACUUGCUCUUUCAGGCUCCCUUUGGAAGAACCUUCCAGAAAAAAGAUCACUUAGGGCUUGAGAUUUGCAAUGAUACCAUCUAACAAUGACAAUGUGCACUAAGUAGAUUCCCCAACAACCCUGUGAUGGGAGAAAGAGAAAGCUAUACUUUGGCAUUAAAAAAAAAAAAAAAGUCAUUAUCCUUCCAUUUGCUGCCCAGUAAGCAGAGAGAGAUGGUAAUGGAUGUGUUCAGCAUAUAGAUUAUUAAUUGAUGGUAAACCCAAAAAGAAAGAGGGUGUUUGUCAGUUUAAAUGGAAACUUUCUAAGCAGUGAAUGUGUGCACAAUAAAAUUCAAAGUUUUCUGCAGCUUCGUAUAACUGAAUGGUGGUUGUGAUCAUCAAACAGAAUUCUCCCACACCUCUUGGAAGAGCAGAGUGCCCAUGAAUAACUUCCUGAGCCCUCUGAUGGAAGGUGGAAGGAUAGGGCGUUACCAUUCUGAAGGGGUGGAAACGCACCCUCUCCUGGCUAGCUAUGUCUCUGUCCCUUAUGGAGGGAGAUAGUCGUCCACAGACUGGUGUUCUUUGGGGGUUUGGCGUGUAUACAGUCUUGUGAUAAAUGUGAGUUGUGUCCGUGUGUUACUGAGGGCCCUGCAUAGAGGCUCUCAAGGUUCUUCAUUUUAAGCUGGGUUUGUGGCUUUUUAUCAACUGGUGAAAGGCAUCAGCUCUUCCUGUCUUCCCUCUCCUUUCGGAAAUACAAAAGCAGAUGUUUAGAAGGAACGUCUUGAGAUGCUGUGUUGUGUUCCCCGUGAAAGUGAGGUGGGUGUGCGUGUGCACCCGAGUACCUCGUGCUUGUGUGCACAGGAGGGGGGCUGGCCUGUCCCGUGUUGAUGAGCUGCGCAGUCCCCACCUGCUCCAUGCUCCUGUUGCGAGCAGCACUUCCACGCUCCCUCGCCACUCCACCCCGCAUCCUGCUGUACCACAGCUCGUGAAUAAAGCCGUGUGCUUCCUUCCUAA